This is a messenger RNA of Zygosaccharomyces rouxii, 378 nucleotides long. It is a transcript of the gene RPA12, whose product is annotated as DNA-directed RNA polymerase I core subunit RPA12. Bases 1 to 378 code for a protein of 125 amino acids. Gene Ontology annotation, molecular function: nucleic acid binding; zinc ion binding; DNA-directed RNA polymerase activity. Gene Ontology annotation, biological process: DNA-templated transcription; termination of RNA polymerase I transcription. Gene Ontology annotation, cellular component: RNA polymerase I complex. NCBI's taxonomy places the organism in Eukaryota, Fungi, Ascomycota, Saccharomycetes, Saccharomycetales, Saccharomycetaceae. The transcript has a single exon. The record is from RefSeq and is a predicted model, not a curated record.
AUGAGUGUUGUAGGUUCGCUAAUCUUCUGUCUAGACUGUGGUGACUUGCUUGAUAAUCCAAGUGCCGUACAAGGUUCUGAAAUUGAAUGUCAACAGUGUCAGGCAAGGUAUCCAAAAUCAAAAUUUUCCAAUUUGAAAGUGGUUACUUCAACAGCUGAUGAUGCUUUCCCCUCAUCAUUAAAGAUGAAACAGUCUGUCGUCAAGACAUCAAUUGGUCGUGAUGAUUUGGGUGAAGGUGCCACCAUUAAAGAAAAGUGCCCGAAGUGUGGGCAUGAUGAAAUGCACUACCAUACUCUGCAACUACGGUCCGCAGAUGAAGGUGCUACAGUUUUCUACACUUGUACCAGUUGCGGAUACAAAUAUAGAACAAAUAAUUAG